GCACAUCUAGCAAAAAAAAAGCGGCCGCGGUUGGAGGAAGAGAGUAAAUAGAGAGAAGCCUCAAGAUGGCUGACUCGCUGGGCUACGCUCACCCCACCGGAGCUGCUUCUGCGGUAGCCUUCGCCAAAACCCCGCUCCACAAGCCGACCGAGGCGAAAGGAGCCCCCGACAACCGCUCUCAGUCUACCCGGGAUUUCAACGCGCCGCCCAAGAAGGUCCGAGUCGACGAGCGGAGCGUUAGACCCAAGAAACUCAGCAGGGAAGCGGGAGUGGGAGGCGACGGCGGCGGCGGAGAGAAACUCCAGCAGCCCGCGAAGCAGCAGAGUUACGGCGCGUGGAGCUUCAGCCCGGUGAAGACGAGCGGCGGAACCAACCCCCCGGUGCCCGCUACCGGGGGGUCCCAACCACCGACAAACACGCACAAAGUCUUCAAACAGAGCGACUUCUUCCUCCACAAAGCGCCUUCCUCCCAACCCAAGAAACCGAGCAAGGACAAACCGCGAGAGAGGGAGAAGGGGACGGGAGGCGCGGAGGAGAAGAAACGUAAAGUGUUGGCGACCUCCGGACCCGCGAGUAACGGCAGUAACAACAACCACAACGACGUCGGCAGAAUUAAUAACACUUCUGCGGUGAAAAGAGAGAACGGGGACGUCACGUUGCCUCCCAAAGAGCACUCCGACAAGGCGGAAGAGAGGAGUCGUGAGGAGAGGGAGAAGACAAAGGUCAAAGACAGAGAGAAAGAAAAGGGGAAGAAGAAGCACAAAGUGAUAAACGAGAUCAAGAGGGAGAACGGAGAAGUCAAGCAGCCGAUUAAAGAUGAAAAAGAGAAAGCGAAGCUCAACUCUGAGGAGCUGCAAAUCAAAAAAGUGAAGAAGAAAAAGAAGAAGAAACACAAAGAGGGGGAGAAGCACAAACGAGUGAAGAUGUACCACCGCUCCUGCCAAACCGUGUGUGCUGGCCUGCUUCUCCUCCCAUCAUCCUCUCCACCUCCCACCUCUUCUUCUGCAUCCUCUGAUCCCACUCAUAACUCCUCCCUGUCUCCAUUUAAGUCCCCUCUACCGGUUUACCCUCCACCCAACAACAAAACUGCACCUCUCGUACCUUCCUCUCCCCUUCUUGCCCCCAAAUCCCCCUUCAACUCCUCUCCCCUCAACUCCCCUACCUUUCCAUUGGCCUCCAUGAUGACGCCACAACCUUCCCAAACCAAACACCAGCCGCAGUGCACCAGCCCUGGCCUGGCGAGCCUGGAGUUUGCUUCAUACAUCCACAUAGAGAACCAACCUAAUGGAGGAGCCCGAGUGGCCCACGCCUACACAUCCCAGCUCUCCUCUCUCUCCAUGAGCCAGAGGCAGAGAUUUGCCCAUGAGUUUGUCACCUUGGCUUUCAGUGAGGACUCAUCCCAGGCAGCUCAUUACGUCAUGGGGAUUGUCCACGGGGAAGCCGGCUAUCUGCCGGACUUCUUGGACUACUUCUCAACCAAUUUCCCAUCAGCUCCAGUCAAAAUGGAAAUACUGGCCAAGAAGGACAUAGAAACCACCACUAUGGCUAAUUUCUACUCUCAGGUGAAGAAAACGUACAGUAAUGGAACAUACAGAGCCGGGGCAAUGAGACAGAUCAGCCUGGUGGGAGCCGUGGACGAGGAGGUCGGGGAUUAUUUCCCAGAAUUCCUUGGCAUGCUGGAGGAGUCGCCCUUCCUGAAGCGAACUCUUCCGUGGGGAACGUUCUCCAGUCUGAGGCAGAUGAAUCCCACGGAGAGUGACGAUGGUCCUAUAAUGUGGGUCAGACCAGGAGAACAGAUGAUUCCUGUCGCGGAUAUACCAAAGUCCCCCUUUAAAAGAAAGCGCUCCACCAACGAGGUGAAGAACCUGCUGCAGUCGCUGCCCAGGGCCAACGAGCCCAGAGAGAUGCUGUUUGAGGAUCGCACUCGGGCCCACGCAGAUCACAUCGGUCAGGGCUUUGAACGACAGACCACAGCAGCAGUGGGGGUGCUGAAGGCUGUACGCGGAGAAAGCUCGGCGCCUCCUCGUGUAACCAAAGACGUGGUGUGUUUCCAUGCUGGUGAUUUCCCUCAUGUAGUUCAGAGGCUGCAGUUGGACCUCUACGAACCUCCGCUGUCUCAGUGUGUGCAGUGGGUCGAUGAUGCCAAACUGAACCAGAUGCGUCGCGAGGGCAUCCACUACGCUCGUAUCCGCCUGUGCCACAACGACAUCUAUUUCAUCCCUCGCAACGUGGUCCACCAGUUUAAGACUGUGUCGUCUGUCUGCAGCCUGGCAUGGCACGUCCGCUUAAGGCAAUACCUCGGUGGAGAGGAACAAGAGGAGGAGGAGGAGGAGGAGGAGGAGGAGGAGGAGCAGGAGCAGCAGAAGGUUGAGCUGAAAGAGAAGGAGAUUAAAACGGUGGAGGAAAAAGAGGAGGAGAGGAGAAAAAAGAAGAGUGAGAAAGGAGUGAAGGAGAGGAUAAAGGAGGAGGCUGAUGUGGCAGAAAACAGGACGUUACCGUCUUUCAAAAAGGAGGAACGGGAUCAUCGUCCACCUGUCUUGUCUCAGCCAGCUCUCUCAGUGGACGUGAACACGAGCAGCGCUCGAGACAAAGAGGUGGAGAGGGAGAGGGUAAAAGACGGAGGAAAACCCAAAUGGCAGGAUUCACCUCCUGCAAAGGUGAAAGCAGAACAUCUAGCGCCUCCUCUCUGCAAGAAUAAAUCGUCUUCAUCUCUCCCUCCUGCUCCCCAUCCUCCUCAUCAGAACACAAAACCCAAAGCAGCGUCAUCAAAGCACCAUCACCAUCACCACCAUCAUCACCAUCAUUUGGACAGUAGAAUGAUGUCUUCCAGUGCAAAGUCCUUACCGUCUGCUCCUAAAUCACCCAUCUCCAAGUCUUCCUCUUCUUUGUCGCCUUCAGCUGUUACUCCUUUGUGCUGCUCUUUAGCUGCUCCCAAUCCAUCCUCUUCUCCAUCUUCCUUCAUGUCCACCUCCGCUACAUCUUUCCUGACUAGUACCAAGCCGGCAGUGGACUCUCAUUUCUCUCCCCUCCCUCCUCCCAGCGUGUCUUUGGCUUCUUGGCAGCAUUCCUCUUUUCCGUCAGACCGUCCGAACGACUCGCUCUGCCUGAACCCAGGCUUCGCCUCAGACAAGCGGACGCAGUCAAACGUUCGGGCGUCGCACGGGUCGCCCGCCAUGGAUGUCCAAACGCACACCGCUGCGGGUUCACAAGCCGACACGCGGACACACGCAGCCGCUCGCACGGCGACAGACUUAUGGACACUCCAAGAGAGAUGGAGUCACGGCGCGGACACCAGGACGUCUGUGGACCCCCAGAUGCAUCCGCCACACGACACCGCGAGGCAAGGAGUUUACAUGCAGCAAUACGCGCCCCAUCACCUCCCGCCUCCUCACAUGCUCCCCCCCUCCUUCUCCCCUCUCAUGCCACACUCUCAUCUUCCUCACAGGCCUCCGAUCCUCCCCCCAGGUCCACUGUCCAACCCUCCUCUCCCUGCACAGUCCCAACCUGUGAACUCGUAUCUCAGUCAGACGGCGCCGCCGCAUUCAGUUCACAUGAGCCAGCUUCACCUGCAUCGGCCGCACCAACCAAACAUGGCCGCGCAGCCUCCAGCGUACUACCAGCCUCCCCCGCAUCAACCAAACACUCUCCUCAACGGCUCGCAGCCUCUCCCUCCCCACUUCUCUCAACAUCACCAGUUCGCCUCGCAUGCCAACACCUUCUUCCCCCCUCAGCAUCCCCACUUGUCCCCUCAUCACUUCCUCCCCCCUCAGUCUUACCUCUCACAACCCACCAGCCCGUACCCGCUGCAACCGCAGUACCAGCCUCAGUCUUUCCCUUACCCGCCUCCUCCUCCUUCCUCCUCGCCACCUCCCCCUCCCCCUCCUCUUCCCCCUCAGCCCUGCCCUUCUGUCCCCCUCCCUCCCCUAAACUACGAAGAGGAGCAGAAUCUGAUUUUAUAGUUUUUUGUACAUAAUGAUGCUGUUUUUCAAAUGACUGUAUAUGUAGAAGGUUUUAUUUUGGUUGUGUUGUAAAACAAUGUAAAAAGAAAAUAACGAGGAAGACGAUGUGUAUCGAUUUGAACACGGUGUCGUAGUUUAUGAAGUAGAGUGAAACUCUUCACCUCCGACCUCUUGACUGGACUGAUUUAUAUUGUACUGGAUGCUUUGUGGGUCAGAAACAUUGAGAAGUAAUAGCAUUUGCCAAACUGCUGUCUGGUUCUGUUUUCUGAAGUGAGUUAUCGGAGGUAGGAAGGAAAAAGGUAUUUAUUGUGUCAGAAAUUUAUAUACAAAUGGUCAUGACGACGUCCUUUUUGUGAAACUUGCAGCUAAUGCUUCCAUUUUCGUGGCUUUUUUUCUAGUAUAUACUUUGUGCCCAAGACUGUUUGUGGAAUAAUAAUGGGAUAAAUUGUGAUAUUAUACAACACACUAUUAAUGUAAUAUUACUACAUUUCACUAUAUUGUAUGGAUACACCUGACAACAAUACAGUAUGUCGCAGUAUGUUUCCCUGAUAUAGUAUUUUGAGCAAUAUUGCUCCGCAAUAAUCUGCUGAAAUAUGAAAUGCAAAUGCAUUUCUCCAUAUCAGUAUAUAUAUUUAAUUUGAAAGCGAUUGAUAAAAAGCCACUAGUGUCCUAUUGAACCAUCUUUUUUUAAAGUUUUCUAAUCAGUCCCAGUGUUUUAUUGUUCCACUCUCAUGCUUGUAUGGUUUAUUUAAAGCUCGAUCCAGCAGCCGGUAGUUUCAUAUUUACCAGAAUCGUUUCAAUCAAACUUUCUGAGAAGAAACAAAUAGGCACAUUUCCAAAAAUGCAAAAGAAAAACACUCCUUAAAAGUAUUGCGAUUGUUUUGUACAUGUAGCCCUCAACAGCAGCGGCAGAGCUUAUGGUGUAAUGUUGCUGUGUUGUUCAGUGUCUGUUGGACCAGCUUCUCCACAUAAUGGAAACAAAGCACUUUCUGUUCAGCCGAGGACGAAUCUGACCCGAAGGCUGUAGAACAGACCGGCCCUCAGAGUCUCAGGAAAGAAUACUUUCAGGACACACCCUCGACUAUAUUGGUCUCCCAAAAACAAUUCAAGUGUUAAAUCUGUAACAUUAUAUUGCAGCCACACCAGGAGCUUGCCAUGAGUUAACUUAAGGAUAAGAAUAACCAAUAAGCAAUAUCCCAAAUGUAACUCAUUACAGCACAAAAUGGAAGUAUCCACUGCUGUUUAAAUACAGUUGAUGUUAUUGAAGAUACAAAUUAUGUUGGAUGAUCAACAGGGCAAUUUCCGGUUCUUCCAAUUCUAUUAUAUCAAUCAUUCGGAGGCUGUCGAGAAUUCCUUCCCAAAGCAUUAUUUAUCUAUUUAAGUCCAGUUUCUCUCCGGUGUGGAGCGUCCUGUCUGUUAUCAUGUUUCAUUUAUCAGCCAGAGCCUGGAGUGACCUUGUGUUUUAAAAAGUACAAUAAAUUAUUGAAAUUCUGUUUCAGCGACAACUAUGAAUAUGUUUUUCGGAGUGGUAAAUGUCUGAUUUUAGAAUCGAAUCUGUCUCACUUUGAUGUUGAACAGCUUUUAUUUAGUCAUUGAUGGUCUUGAUUUUACGAUCAACAUUGGAGUAGAGCCCACUUGCUAAUGUAGCCCACAACAUUUCCCCAGUGCCUGUCCUUAACUGUGAACUACUAAAUGGUCCAGAGCCGUGUAGAGAAGGAGUUCUGUCCUUUUAAUGGGAGUUUUAAGAGUCCCAGAUUUUACAUUUUCUCUGGAAAAUGAGAGCAAAGCCUUAAAUUGGUCUCUUAAGCUGUUGAAAACUCUCCAAAUGUCUGCGGUGUAAGUUGGGGGACGUCAAACUGUGCGGCUCGCUGAGACCAUGUCCUAAAAGCAGGGUUUUGUUUGUGAUGAUGAGUUUCACCGCAAGCAUGCAGCAUCCUGGGAAAAGGAACCUAAAACUUCAGCUCUUUUAGUCCGUUUGACUCUGGACUUCAUUUCAGAGACAGAACUCUUCACCUUGUGGCUUUGAUGAGAGCGAAGUGAUAUUACGCACUUGAUGCCAGUUGUAAGGCGCUCUGCAGCUCUUUUUAUGCUUUUGGGUUUCAGUUGUUACAAAAAAACAACAUGACAGGAACGUCUAUAUUUCUUUGUACACAUGUGAUGGUUGAAAACAAGUUUUCAUGGACCGGUGUUUUAACAGUUUAUAUAUCUCAAGAUAUUUCUUUUCUUUUUUAUUUCUGUGAUUUUUAACUGUCAGCACUGGAGUGUACAUAAGACAUUUUGUAAAGAGGAAAAAAACGUGUAGUGUGGUUUCUACUUUAAAUAUGAGCCUAGCUAAUAAAAGGUUCAAUGUAUGGAAAA
Messenger RNA from Cyclopterus lumpus (lumpfish), 6317 nucleotides. Its product is annotated as lysine-specific demethylase RSBN1L-like. Bases 66 to 3959 code for a protein of 1297 amino acids. The record is from RefSeq and is a predicted model, not a curated record. Lineage: Eukaryota; Metazoa; Chordata; Actinopteri; Perciformes; Cyclopteridae. The transcript is spliced from 9 exons. Gene Ontology annotation, cellular component: nucleus.